AUGUCAUUUUUCAAUCGAUUAUUUAAAUUUCGAAUUUUCAAAUUUCGUGCAACUCUUAGUGAAGAACUCGACGAUCUUCAGAGUGAAUUAACUCGUUUACAACAGACUUUAAUUCAAACACGUCUACGUCAACGACAAUGGACAAAGUGGUUUGCUAUUUAUGCAAUUCUUGCUUAUGUGAUUGUGAAUAUUUGUUAUUAUACAUUUUUUCUUCCACAAGAUUUUGUUACUCAAAUUUAUGCAUUUUCAAUUUCUAUAACAUUUGGAAUUUUGUUAUACGGUAUUCAUUGGAUAAUGCGUUGGUAUUUUCGAAAGGUUAUUCAAAUGAAAGAAGAAAAAUUAGAAUUAUUCAAAGAACGAAAACAAGAAUUAAUUGAAGAAGUAAAGAAUAAAGAAACAUAUGCAGUAGCUAAAAAUCUUUUGGAAAAAUAUGGUGAAAAAUUAACACCAGAAAUUGGAUCACCUGUAAUAAAUGAUCAACGUCCACGCGCGUCAAGCAAACCAACAAUAUCCAGUGCUGAAAAACCAUCUGUUUCUGUUGUUUCACCUAAUCCUAGUUCAUUCGAAAAUGGAAAUCAAUUAGUACAAACACCAGUACGUGAAGGAUCAACUCGUUUAGCUGCUGGUGUUACACCUGGUAGAUUACCGCGAGCAAUUCAACCACCUCAGCGUACAUUUUGGGGUGCAAUUCUUGAUACAAUUGUAGGAGAUGGUCCAUCGAAACGUUAUGGAUUGAUUUGUAAAUCAUGCAACAGUCAUAAUGGCAUGGCAUUAGAAGAAGAAUUCGAAUAUUUAUCAUUUCGUUGUGCAUAUUGUAAUUAUUUUAAUGGUGCUCGUAAACAUAAACCUGUUUUUAAUCCUGAUUUAUUCAGUACUAAUCAAACACAAAAUGAAAAUAAUAUUGAACGUAUGGAAAUAUCUACAACAGAUUCAUCAGAUUCUACAGAUCCAAUAAAUGAAUCACGUAUAACACGUCGAUCAAUACGUGUUCCAAUAACAAAUAAAAAUGAAAUUCGUUCACGUUCAAUAUCACUUGAAAAUAAACAUCAAAAUCAUCCAACAAUAUCAUCAUCAUCAGACGAAAAUUUAUCAGCGAAAAACUAA
This is a messenger RNA of Rotaria sordida, 1104 nucleotides long. The record is from the annotation of a GenBank genome assembly. Lineage: Eukaryota; Metazoa; Rotifera; Eurotatoria; Philodinida; Philodinidae.